GAACUGGCCUUUUGCAUGACUGCAAGAAGGCCCUCCUCUCCUCGUGAUCCCGAGGAAGAAGAAGGGGAACCUCGCCGCUCUGCCGACCCGCUGCAACGUUUCCCAGCCAUGUUCGCGCUACGCGCUUCAGCUCGAAGAUCCGCUGAUGCUGGUCGGCGGCUCCUCCGAAACGCCCAGGGCGUUCGGGGAAUUCGCAUCGGGAACACGGAGGUUCCUGAUGAUAAGAAGCUGACGUAUUCUCUCCAACAGAUAAAGGGGAUUGGCCGCUCCACGGCUCGCCAGAUACUGUGCGAGCUCCAGAUUGAGAACAAGCCGACCAGGGAAUUGUCGGGGAUAGAGCUCGAGUCGCUUCGCAACGAGGUCCUCAGCUACGACAUUGGACAUAAUUUGGACAAAGAGAAUGCCAGUUGCAUUAAGAGACUGGUCGACAUACAAAGCUACAGGGGGAUCAGGCACGUAGAUGGUUUGCCGUGCAGAGGGCAGCGAACGAGAACGAAUGGCCGUACCAGGAAGGACAGGGGAACUCCUUUAUCUGCAUUUAAGAUGACGACUUCCCGUAGGUAGACUGGAAGUAUACCUGAGCUGGAGACGAACUGGUUGACAUACAAAGCUACAGGGGAAUCAGGCACGUAGAUGGUUUUCCGCUCGAGGUGGUUGUCUUUUUCGUCGUUAUACUCUGCUAAUCGUGAUUGAAAUGUGAUGGCUUAAACAGUUGCAAAUAAGCUGGAGUCAGUAGACAUUCAUGUUCUCUUCUUCCUACAAUCGAACGUUGCUUUGUUUUGGA
Messenger RNA from Syzygium oleosum, 784 nucleotides. Its product is annotated as small ribosomal subunit protein S13, mitochondrial-like. The record is from RefSeq and is a predicted model, not a curated record. The transcript is spliced from 3 exons. Gene Ontology annotation, cellular component: mitochondrion; ribosome; small ribosomal subunit. Gene Ontology annotation, biological process: translation. NCBI's taxonomy places the organism in Eukaryota, Viridiplantae, Streptophyta, Magnoliopsida, Myrtales, Myrtaceae. Gene Ontology annotation, molecular function: RNA binding; structural constituent of ribosome. Bases 16 to 564 code for a protein of 182 amino acids.